AUGUACUGGCGUCGUCUCUCCUUUUCUUGGUCUUUCUUUUUGCUUUGGUGGCUCACUAUUUUUUUUGUCACCCCCCGAGACGCCCCUCCCACCCCUGACCGUGGACCCCCUUGGGGAAAUUUCGCAGCAAUUUUGAUGAGGUUGAUACUCAGAGAGGGCACCCCCCUUGCCCUUGUCUGGCCCUGCAAGCCUUGCAUUGCCUUGCCAUUGAUUCUCGUUGAGGUUUUCCCAAAGUUUUGUUCCCUUCAACCUUUCGCCUUACCUCAUUCAUCAGGUUACCUUGACCUUUUUCAAGCAAGCCUCCAGGCUAGCCAAAUCUAUCUAUCCCAGCAAAGAACAGAACAGAACAACAGACAGAACAAGUCCCACACCCUCGUAAUAAUCGAGCCCCGUUUGUUUGACCCACACUUCAUUCGACCAUCCGACCGGCGCCACCCUGCUACUCUACCUACUACUCUGCAGCGUACCUGUGCCUUGUGCCUUGUGCCUUGUGCCUGA
Fusarium venenatum is the source of this 498-nucleotide messenger RNA. The record is from RefSeq and is a predicted model, not a curated record. NCBI's taxonomy places the organism in Eukaryota, Fungi, Ascomycota, Sordariomycetes, Hypocreales, Nectriaceae.